AUGGCUGCGUUUUUCGAUCCUCGCCGCGCCGCAGGCAGAAGUUUAAACGAAGAUCAGGUAAUACAAUUGCUGGCCGACGGGAACUUAUCUGACGUCGAUGAAUUUGAAGACGAUGACGACGAUAUCCAACCCUGCGUUUUGGAAGAUAUAUUCACAGAAGCCGAGCCUGAACCACAGCUGUUAACAGCACUGGAGCCGGAAAAUAUUCCUGGAUCAUCACAACCAACUUCGCGGCCACCUUCUCGAAAGAGAGUUUGGAAGCAGGUACCUUUCAAAGAUCGUAGUCAUGACUAUGCUCCAUUGCCCGUGACUCCUGUCAAAACUCCAAUGGAGUAUUUCGCAGACUAUUUCGAUAGAGACUUUUUUGAUGAAAUUGCCAGAUGCACAAAUAUGUACCAUCAUAGAAAAACUGGCCAGGAACUGAAACUUACGUCGGUUGAAGUAUCCAGAGUUUUUGCAAUACACAUCAUCAUAGGAUGUAUUCCCUACCCCCGUGUCCCAAUGUAUUGGAGAGGUGGAAUAAAACUGGAAAUAAUAACUCAACAAAUGGCUCGUGAUAGGUUUUUGACUGUCCGUAAUGCAUUGCACGUCGUUGAUACUGACGAAGCCCCGCCGAGUGAGAGUAGCAAUCCACUGUGGAAAGUGCAGCCGAUGAUUGACCGGUUAAAACAAACAUGUAAUAAACUUGAAAGAGUUCCUGGCUUCUACUCCAUUGACGAGCAAAUGGUACCAUUUACUGGUAGAUGUAUUCUUCGUCAAGUAGUCCGAAAUAAACCGCGCCCGGUGCGUCUGAAGAACUUUGUGCUGACCACAAGUGAAGGCUUGAUGCUUGACUUUGACAUUUAUCGAGGAGCAAAAACCAUGUUUGGAGAUACAUCUCUUGGACUUGGAGCUUCUGUGGUUCUGCAUCUGGUGAAAAGUGUCCCGCCCGGAAGCUGUGUCUAUCACGACAGAUAUUUUACCAGUGUUCCGCUAAUUGAAGAGAUGACUAAGAGGAAUCUUCACAGCACGGGAACAAUUAUGUUCAAUAGGAUCCCUGAACGUGCUGUAAUUAAAUUUAAACCAGAUGCUAGGAUGGCUCGUGGAGAAUCGCAGCAGUAUAUUUGCGAACCGACUGUCAUCGUCAAAUGGAAGGACAAUAAGUCGAUUACAAUGGCGUCAAACUGCACCGGCUCAUCCUCAUCUUCAAUCGUCAAGAGAUGGGAAAAACGCACGAAGAUAUCCAAGCGUGUCACGUCAUUUAUUAAGGCAGCUAUGGCUGGAGGUGACCGAUUGCAACCCAUAAGAAGC
Messenger RNA from Brenthis ino (lesser marbled fritillary), 1290 nucleotides. The record is from the annotation of a GenBank genome assembly. Lineage: Eukaryota; Metazoa; Arthropoda; Insecta; Lepidoptera; Nymphalidae.